This is a messenger RNA of Lotus japonicus, 3099 nucleotides long. RefSeq lists its product as uncharacterized. Gene Ontology annotation, molecular function: nucleic acid binding. The transcript is spliced from 3 exons. Bases 140 to 1075 code for a protein of 311 amino acids. NCBI's taxonomy places the organism in Eukaryota, Viridiplantae, Streptophyta, Magnoliopsida, Fabales, Fabaceae. The record is from RefSeq and is a predicted model, not a curated record.
AUAGGCUAUUAAUUGCACAUGUACACCUUCGCCGUGCACUUCGCUGUUAGUGGAUGGGAUUACCGAUUCAAUUGGGUAUCACCAGGUCCGAGGUCUUUUCAAGCAUCUGGGGAAGUUGAAGAAUGUCUUUGUUCAACGGAUGAGGAAACAGGGUCGAAAGUUCCGGUUUGGUUUUGUAAGAUUUGCUUCUAGGAAGGAGGCUUUGGCUGCUAUUCGGUAUGUGGAUGGGUAUCGAAUUGGAGGUGGGUUUCUUUCUGUUGCGUUGGCUAGGCCUCCGAUUCAAAUGGGUAUUCAGAAGGCUAGUGUCAAAGAUUCGGCGACAAAGUUGGAUGAGCUUUGUUCACCGUCUCUGUUGGCAAGUGAUUCUAGUUUAGCUUUAAAGUCUUCGAAGGAGGUUUUGGUGGGGAAGGAUUCUGGGACCAGCGCCUCGCUCUUUUCGCCAAGAGAGGGAGAGAUGAUUUCUGGUUUGUGUAGGUUUUUUGACAGAGGUCCCUGGGUGCGUAAUGAAGAUUUGUUUCCUGAAAUUAAUUCUCUAAUUUGUCGGACUGGUUUUGGCUUGAUGUUGAUUGAUGGGGAGAGGAUACCCUCCGAGUUCCUGUUCCCGGAAGUCUUGUCUUUGGGUUCUGAUUUUUCUGCUGGCGUAGGGUUGCUUGGGUGUCCGGCUUCUGAGAGGUGCAUUUUGGAGGAUGCUUUGGGUGUUUGUCACACUGUUGGAGUUAGGGAGGAGGCUAUUGCUUCGCCUCAUGAGGUGCUUUCUUUACCUCGUGGUUGUGAAGUAAAAGCCUCUAGGCCUAGGGGUAUGCCUAGGUUAGUUGAGAAGAGUGGAAGGAAGAAGAAGGAUCCAGAUGGUCCCUCUAGAGGUUACGGCGUACCGGAAGGCUCAUCUUCUUUGGAGGCACAUGAAGGGAAUCAACGGAUGCUUUUGCCGGCGGAGUUUUCGGAGCCUCAUGGUGUUAUGACUAGAGCGAUGAGUGCCCUCUUGAUGGGGAAACGAUUGGGCAUGUCAUAUGAUUGUACGAAUGCGACUGCUCUGAACCAGAUUGCUGCUCAGAUUCAAGCGCGCAAACCUCCUUAGGGAUGGUGUUUGGUUGUGUUCACCUUGGUCUGAUGUGUGGGUUUUCUUGGGGUUGUUUCUUGAGAGGCUUCUUGGAAGUUAUUUUGGUCUUUUGGGUUUGAUUGCUAUGGGGUAUAAGGUCUAUUCUUUUCUUUUUAGGGCUGGAUGUAUAGUCUGUCUUGGGGGCUUGUCUGAGCAUAUUUCCAUGGUUGGUUUUUUUGGCUGUUGGAUCCUUUUUUGUUGGUUUGUAUCUUCUUGACUAUCAUAUCAUAUAUAUCAUUUUGCUUUCGAAAAAAUAAUAAUAAUAAAAGUCAGAUGUAUGUUAUGGAGACUGGAGAGUGUUGGUAAAAUUGCAUUUGCUCUUUUUACCAAUUUCUAUCAUUGAGUUUGUCAUUAUUUUGACUUUAUAGUGAGAUGUUUUUCCCAAUGUAACAUAAGACUUUUUGAGGCAUUAUGGACAAAAAAUGGGAGAUUAUACAACUCUUUACCAGGAUUAAUCUCAUGCUCCGGUUAGUUUUACUUUUCUUGUUAUGUUACACAAUUUAGUAAACAUCGGGUAUCAAUAUUUUUUCUUCAGGAUUUGAGACCGAGUCCUAGAAUGAGAUUCAAACGAGUUUGAUGGGCCCUGAAACAGUUUAAACUGUUCAAUUGACCUAAAAAGGUAAAAAGAUUUUGAAUUGGAGUUAGGGCAUACUGGUGCGUAAAAUAAUGAACAUAAAAUUUCUAAAAAACAAGAGUGUUGAACAAAUACAUUGUUCAUUGGUGAAAUUGAAAGAAAGAGAAAAUGAAGAGAAAUGAGAGCUAAUAGGCUAAAGAUAGAACCUCACUUUUCUUCAUCUUUUUCCAUUCUUCAUGUCAGAAUUUUGAGUACAUUGCCAUGUGAAGCACCUGAAAUUGAGACAUGUAACUUGUUAAGUUCUUUUAUGCUAAAGAGAAAUCAAACACCGGAUUUUAUUUCAACUUCUUUGCAUCUCUUAAACACGCUUUCCUCCAUUUUCUACCUAGUUGUAUUCUCCGACCUUGCUCUCUAAUUACAAGACCAUGAGUUUCUUGUGUUUCUGUUUGUCACAGAUACAAAAUAGUCUUUUGCGGUUGAACAAAUUGUCAGUCACACUCCCAAUAUUUUCCAGCAUAUGUCAUACUGUCCAAUAUUUGUGCUUUAAUCUCUCAUAAUUUAUUCAUCUCAUGAGUUGAUAUUCUCUUCUCUGUCACAUCAAUUUAAUUGUGUCACAUAGAGAAGAGUCUGACAAUUAUAAUCUUACUUUGCUUAAUUUUUCAAAUGACAUGAGACAAUUUGGUUGAUAUUGGAACAUGGGAGAAUAUGGAACACGGACAAAAGAUCUUCAUCAUCCAAUUUAUGUAUCCUCACAGCCCCCACGAUCAGCGCACUAAGCGUAAAUCAAAAAGAGGAAAAUGCAAAAGGAUCGCAACCCUCAUCAUCAAAAGGCAAGGAUGGAAAGCGAAGGAGAAUCUUCCUCGGCUAAAGAGAUGAGCCUUGAUGAAAUGAAAGAAAGUGGGGUGGAGGUUCUUCUUCAAGUGGAGGAGAAAGUGAAGAACCGGGAAACACAGAAGGGGUAUGGAACUGGCAACUGGGUAUCCGUUGGGGAAGAAGAAGCUAAAGAAGUCAAGGAAACUAGGUGUAUGAGGCUGCCCUAAUGACUAAUGAUAACAUUUGCAUCAAUGAAGGAUGUGAUGAUACUUAAGAUUUUAGACAUGUAUUUUUUUUCCAUCUUCCAAAAACAUUUUUUUAGACAUGCAUGUCUUUUUUUUUUUGACAGUUAGACAUGCAUGUCUUGGUGGAUCAUAUAUAUAUAUAUAUAUAGGGGGAGUAUCAUAUGAGAAAACAUUUCUUAUGUGAGAAAGAUAAGAAUGAUUUCUAGCCAUUAGAUUAAAAUAUGUGGCUAGAAUUAAAACACUGAAUUAAACAGUCACGUGCCAGAUUUCCAUCUUCUUCCCCCAAGUAUUCUCUCUGCGGCCAUCUAGUGCCUGUGACCCAUUCCUCAAUCCUCCAAUCAUUGUCCCAGUUGCAACCCGAUGCAAUAUGU